Messenger RNA from Dinoponera quadriceps, 5731 nucleotides. It is a transcript of the gene Dhx15, whose product is annotated as putative pre-mRNA-splicing factor ATP-dependent RNA helicase PRP1. Lineage: Eukaryota; Metazoa; Arthropoda; Insecta; Hymenoptera; Formicidae. Gene Ontology annotation, cellular component: spliceosomal complex; intracellular anatomical structure. The record is from RefSeq and is a predicted model, not a curated record. The transcript has 9 exons. Gene Ontology annotation, molecular function: ATP binding; RNA binding; RNA helicase activity. Bases 353 to 2515 code for a protein of 720 amino acids.
GGCUUCUCUGGUUGCUUUCUCCAGCGAGAGACGCAGGUGGAUGCGGGUCUAGCUGUAUCAUCGUUUGUCCUUCAUUCACACUUGGCGAAAGAAAAGGAUAAUGGAUGCUAUAUAAUUACACCUGUGUCGAGCCGUGUCUCUCGCUGGGAAGCAACCUCUAUUAUCUAGGACUACACGCACGUACGCCUGAUGCCUGCGAGGUCGCGCCAUCUGCUGUUGUCCGCUGUUACCGCAAGAAGACGGGCGAGUUGCUCGGGUCGCGCUGCUGGCGUUUGCCAUCUUGACGGACGCCUCGGCUGGAGUGGAUCGUAAACAGCUUUGGUUUUCGCUGGGUUCCGCGUAACGGAGGAUUAUGUCCAAGCGCAGGAUCGAGGUUGUGGACCCGUACGUCAAACGAAGAGCAGAUGGCUCGACAACGUCCAACAAUAAUCCGGCGGCGGCGGCGUCCACGGCGACGAAGAGCCAAGUGCAGUUCAAUCCGUACACCAUGCUGCCGUAUACGCCGAAGUACUACGAGCUGUACAAGAAGAGGAUAACCCUGCCGGUCUUCGAGUAUCGCACUGACUUUAUGAGACUGUUGAACCAGCAUCAAUGCAUCGUUCUCGUCGGUGAGACCGGUUCCGGCAAGACCACGCAGAUACCGCAGUGGUGCGUGGAGUAUUCGCGAGGUAUCGGGAACAAGGGGGUCGCGUGUACGCAGCCGAGGAGAGUGGCCGCGAUGAGCGUGGCGCAGAGAGUGUCAGAGGAGAUGGACGUUGCCUUAGGUCAAGAGGUGGGAUACAGCAUUCGUUUCGAGGAUUGCAGCACCGCGAGGACCGUGUUGAAGUACAUGACCGAUGGUAUGUUGCUGCGCGAAGGCAUGUCCGACCCAAUGCUGGACGCGUAUCAGGUGAUACUGCUGGACGAGGCGCAUGAGAGGACACUUGCCACUGACUUGCUCAUGGGUGUUCUGAAGGAAGUGAUCAAGCAGAGGCCAGACCUGAAACUCGUCAUUAUGAGCGCCACCUUGGACGCCGGGAAGUUCCAACAGUACUUCGACAACGCACCCCUUAUGAACGUGCCCGGCCGGACUCAUCCGGUCGAGAUAUUUUACACACCAGAGCCGGAGAGGGAUUACCUGGAGGCCGCGAUCAGAACGGUCAUACAGAUUCAGAUGUGCGAGGAGAUAGUCGGGGAUCUUUUGCUGUUUCUCACCGGUCAGGAGGAGAUCGAAGAGGCGUGUAAGAGGAUCAAGAGAGAGAUGGACAACCUGGGGCCCGAGGUCGGCGAACUGAAGUGCAUACCGUUGUACUCGACGUUACCGCCGAAUCUCCAGCAGAGAAUAUUCGAGCCCGCUCCGCUCAACAAGUCGAACGGCGCCAUCGGCCGUAAAGUCGUCGUCUCGACCAACAUCGCCGAGACAUCGCUAACCAUCGACGGUGUCGUCUUUGUGAUAGACCCGGGCUUCGCCAAGCAAAAAGUGUACAACCCGAGAAUUCGCGUAGAGUCACUCCUGGUGUCGCCCAUCAGUAAGGCGUCGGCGCAACAAAGAGCCGGUCGGGCCGGGAGAACGAAACCGGGCAAAUGUUUCAGAUUAUACACGGAAAAGGCGUACAAGAAUGAGAUGCAGGAUAACACGUAUCCGGAGAUUUUACGAUCCAACCUCGGGAGUGUCGUUCUACAACUGAAGAAACUCGGUAUUGACGAUCUGGUGCAUUUCGACUUUAUGGACCCGCCUGCACCCGAGACGCUCAUGAGAGCUCUGGAGCUUUUGAAUUACCUGGCCGCUCUCGAUGACGACGGGAACCUGACGGAUCUCGGGGCGGUUAUGGCGGAGUUCCCAUUGGAUCCCCAGCUGGCGAAAAUGCUCAUAGCGUCGUGCAAUCAUAACUGCAGUAACGAGAUACUCAGCAUCACCGCAAUGCUCUCAGUCCCACAGUGCUUUGUGAGGCCGAACGAAUCGAAGAAGGCCGCGGAUGAUGCAAAAAUGAAAUUCGCCCAUAUCGAUGGUGAUCAUCUCACGUUACUCAAUGUGUACCAUUCCUUCAAACAACAUUUGGACGACGUUCAAUGGUGUUACGAUAAUUACGUGAAUUAUCGGUCGUUGAAAAGCGGGGACAACGUGAGGCAGCAGUUGAGCCGAAUAAUGGACAGAUUUGUAUUGAAACGCACCUCGACUGACUUCAAUUCCAAGGAUUACUACAUCAACAUCAGAAAAGCUCUCGUUAAUGGCUUUUUUAUGCAGGUGGCACAUUUAGAAAGAACAGGACAUUAUCUCACUAUUAAGGAUAAUCAGGUGGUGCAACUUCACCCGAGCAGUUGUCUGGAUCACAAACCAGAAUGGGUUAUUUAUAACGAGUUCGUGCUCACCACGAAGAAUUACAUCAGAACAGUCACCGAUAUUAAACCCGAUUGGUUGCUCAUGAUAGCGCCGCAGUAUUACGAUCUACAAAAUUUCCCACAGUGCGAGGCGAAAAGACAGCUGGAAGUGAUACAGGCGAAACUAGACUCGAAGCAGUAUCAAGAAGGCUUCUAACCUCUAUAUAUCUUAGACAUCUUUGGAAAUCGUGAUGAACUAUCGAUGCUCAGUCAGUCCGCUUUUGUCAUAGCCAGUCAGGCACACGACUUUUUCACACUUAUCAAAGUCACGUCACAUUUGAAACAUCGUAAGACACAAUGCAGAGACAUUUUCGACCUCCCCCCUACUCCCCCUUACUUAAGACACAAAAGAGAGAAGAAUAUUAAGAUGUUUAUAUUAAAACAUUUAAUUUUAUUUUUUGUACAAGCUUUAAUGUCAGCUUCUAUGCUGUAAAAAUUAAAUACUUGAAUAUUUUCAACGCUUAAGCCACGGAGAAGAAUGAAACCGGGCGAUUUAUUGGUCCCGAAGUGUAGAGCAAAAGUAUGCUUAAUCUUUCGAUAAAAGAUUAUUUAUGUACUAUUAAGAGAAGACGUGUAGACCCUAAGUAAUUUUAUCAGUGGAAUCUGUUGAUCAACGCGGUACACACAUUCGAAAUAUCUCGCUAGUUGUAGACUAAUUUUUGUAUUAAGUGUUAAUCGUGUAUUUUUCAAAAAAUAUACACGACGCCCGGAUACUGUCGUACAAUAAUCUUAACGGUGUUUCUGGAGUUUAAUCAGUAAGGAAAAUUCCCAGUACAACAAUGUCGAGGUUAUGGUAGUUGUGUUGUAAUUUGUUUACUGAUAAUGUUAUCGCAUAAAUCUCGCACAUAGAUACAUAUUUAAAAGCCAGAACGCGCGAUAUUAUCGGCACACAUUAACCGCGCUUACAACUUAAGAAACUCGUAGCCUCGACAUUUUCUAAUAAAAAUCUUCGAUUCUAAUUGUGCUCCAAAAUAUGCUGUUGAAAUAUUGCCCAGCAGUUUUCGGACACCUUGUGUAAACCAGUUUCUAUAAAUAGUCAAAGAUAAACCUCCCAUACUUACUCUACUUUUAUUUAAAAAAAAAAAAACAAAAAACAAAAAAGAAAAAAAGAGGGAGAAAAACAAAACUCGCGUCUUUCGUUUAACACUGACCGUCAUCAUCAUUUUACUACUGCUAGAGCCUAUAUGCAAUUUCGAUGUUUCGUGUAUAUGUUCUCCUGCUUUCACGAAUGUAAAAAAAUAUCACGGUUUAACGUUGAAAUGGCAUGAAAUGUCAUUUUUGAAUGGGCAAAGAUUGGUUUGUAAUCAAUUGGUAUAAGCAUCUUAGAUUAUACUGUUAAAAAAUAUCCAAUAAGCCCAAGUAAGAGUACAAAACACUGAUGCUUUUGCGAAAAUCUACGUAUGAAGGUAUGAAAAACGCUACAAUUUAUUAACCACGAGUAACGAGAUAGACGUGUUUCAAUACUAUCUGGAUCAUCCGCAAUAUCCAAAGACAAAGAUCAUACGAUAGUGUCUUUUAAUCUUCUUGUAUUUAAAUCUUCAAUGUGGCUUGCCGCAAGUCACCUGUAUUUUAGGCUCUUACUCGGCUCGCGUGUAUUUUUCGAUUUUCUGAAUGAAAGAAUCAUCAUAAUGAGUACGGUAUGAUAUGCUUAUUACAAAUACAAACUCAAUUCAUCAAUUUUCAUUAAUACAGAAGUGAUAGAAAGGGAGAAGAAGAAGCUAGAUAUAGCGAGAAAUAUUUGUAAACAUACCCCCUAGGGAUUCUGACAGAAUCAAAUUACUAAAAAGGAAAUAUUUAUGAUAUAUUAGUAUAAUAAGAGUCAUAUGCUGUUCAGGAGAAAACAGCAUUCAGUGUAAUAAAGCAUCUUUAUUAGCAUUUGGGGAUAAAUGAAUUUGGAUAUCCUGUAUGUUUAUUGUUCGUCAUUGGUAUUCUGCAUGUAUUAACGAUGAUGAAUGUAUGGAUUUUACUCUAGCCGAAAGAAGCUGAAGUAAAAUAUUUGCUCGGCCAUUAUAAUAAUCAGACAGUUAAUUUUACAGUUGACCGAAGGUUUUACAGUUAAACAGUUUAUUUUCUCUUAUUAAACUGGGUUCGUAAUUCUUAUUUUGUAAAUAAACCUGCGAGUAAAUUAAAUGGUCAUUGUAGGAACACGCAAAACUAGUUGCGGUGUUUUACUGCAUUAUACCAUUUCAUACUAAUAAACAUUGGAAAUUUAUAUCACACAAUGCUAAUAUUAUUUUUCUCACUGCGCGCCCUGUGUCUUUGAGAUCAAGAUCUUCGAGAUUUUUAAUUGAUCAUUUUCUCAAUAAAGAUUAAGAAAUAAAUAUUAACAAUAAUUAUACUACAGAGUCCUUCAAGUUUGUGUAUGUAACAUGGUGUUGAUUUGUGAGAAGGGGUCGUCCGUAAACUGCGUCACGCUACUGAAAAAAAAAAGUGAAGAGAGUUGUAAACUUGUUUUAGACAAUGCGGGGAGGCAACAGGAUAAGGAGAGGUCGGAGAAAAAUUCUAACGGUAUUCUAAUCUUUCAAGCGUCUUUUCGAUUCUGUAUCUCUUCAUCAGAAGGCGACUCUUCCACGAAAUUUGCAUUUACGUACUUUCUGUCGUGAAACAGCAAAAUGAAUAUAUCUUAAACACAAAAGAGGAACGAUUUCCUUCUAACACAUCUUAUAUAUAAUAACAGAAAGAGUAGAAAAUAUAGAUAAAGAUGAAGGCUAUAAUAUAUAAAAAAAUUAUACGUAAUAUUACUUUUGAUACAACCAAAUACAAAUUUAUUCGACCAAGCUGCAAUUGACCACAUUACAUUACGAUAAUAUCGCAACUGUCUAAUCAGCAGGAACUGUGAUCAAUUGUAACAAUGGCAAGUUGAACUCUCCCGGUAGAAAAAUGUUAAGCAUAAGUUUACAUACAAUUUUUUAAAUACAUAUUUCCCUUGUAUCUUUGAGAGUAGCAAUGCAUUAGAUGUAUGGAAUAGUCUAUAUUACGAUAAAAAAAGACAAUUGUGACAGAAUUUUUCGGAAAUUGCAAUAUUUCCUCUCGAAUUUUUGGUAAAUGAUAAAAAUAAAGAUUUAAGAAAAAGGAUACACGUAUCUAUGUUUAAUUAAAUAUGAAUGAUCAGUUAAUUUUCAUCCUUUGGUUCGACGUUGCCGAGCCUUAAUCGACAACGGAGAGGACUGGACGACAUAUUAGAAUUUAGAUAAACGCGUGGAAGCGCAUAUAAUAUACUUCAGGGUUAUUAUAUUUAUAUAUUUAUUUAUCCAGAAAUUUUUCCUUUUCCAGGAGAAAUGGCUGACAAGGCUCUCGUGCCACUGACUGUAUAUAUUUUUAACGUUCACACCAGAAAUGUGUGUGAAUUAUAAUAAAGAGUGGGAUAACAAUA